UUUGGGGGGGGGGGGGCUGACGUGUUGCUGGCUUGCUGUAUGUCUUUGCAUUAAGCGUGUUGGGACAGUGGUUGAGGGCGGCUCACGUCUUUUUCAUGCUGUGAACUGCUCUGAACUCGAUCGUUUCAACAUUUCGGAGCUGGCAAUCAUUUGUCGGCAAUCUCCCCCACCACCACCACACUCACACAACACUCUCACCGCACAAAGACAACACGCGCAUCGCACGCAGACAGCACACACAAGUUGAGCUCACUUCACCCAUCACUCACUCCACUGUGGACAUUCAGCAUUGUGUAAUAAAUAUUUCAAUUGCAGGAUCACACACAAGCCUGCAUUCUCAGCUGCGCCAUGGUUUGUUAUGUUGUACAAACUGUCGUUAAUAAAGGCAUUUAUAAACGUUGCAAAGCAUUAUAUUGGAUUGCCUUGGUCAUUUUUUAUUAUUAUUUAGCCGCUCAGGUAUUUCCUCAGUCUUGCUGAUGUGUUGUACACGUACGGUAUAUGGUGUCAAAUGUCUGGAGCAACCUUGAUGGCUUGAAGUGCAACACCUUACACCAUAGUUGGCUCUGUGCUAACCCCACAACAGCGUAAUCUCUCUCUUAUAUCAAGAUGGCAUCACGGCCAAAGCCUUCGAUGCCACCUUUCUCUUUUGCUGUCAAUAUAAUAAUUCUCACCUACUUGAUUAGCAUACAGCAAUCAACAGAUACAAACAGAUACAAAUGUUUUUUUGUUUAAAUACAAGUUACUGAGUGUAGGCCCAGAAGCCAAUUACAUAAAUUAGCCCUCAGCUAAGAGGGAACAAAUUAUCGUACAGCAAUACUAUAGGGAAUAUGGAAAAGAGGUUUUAUUACAAAAAAGCUAUCAAAGUUGAGCAGCAUAAUUAAAGGAGGAAGACACAUUUUACCUCCGAUGGUAAGGUGGUUGAACACUGAGGAAUACGGACGAUGAUGUGCAAUCAUUACGAUGAGAGUGCAGAGUAUCCCUAAGUACAGCACCACCAUCAUCAUCAUCGUGUUUACAUUCAGGGUCGUGGUCAUUUAAUACGCUACUUUAGUUUUGUGUGUGUGUGUACACAUUGUAUGAGCAUCCCUCGGUCAAUUCAGGAUUGUGGCAGCACUGCGAGUGGGGGUUUUCCCAGCAUGCGUUAAGCUUACUGACCCUUUUAUUUGCAGCUCAGCAGGAGAUAUUAAAACCUCUUGGCGACAAACCACAACCCCCUGCGUGCGUGCAUCCCCCACACAUGCCCCUGUCGAGUCCUACAUACAAAGGGGGCCAGAUUCACAGCUUGGUCAAAUGGGCAAAAGUAAGCAGCCCUGGCGAUUUGCCCCAUUUAUCAGGUUGCUAAUUAACCGUUUAGUUUAAAUAUUUGUAGUUUUUUUUAAGUGUUGAUUGGAAAAUAUAUGGCAGGAAUACUAUACUGUAUAUUGCAUUUAUUUACACGUCCUUCCAAAAAUCAUAUCUUUGUUAACAGCAUAAUACUAUACUGGUAUAUUGCAUUUAUAUUUAGUCGAAUAAAUGCAUUCAGGAUGCAGUACGUUUGAAGUUGAAACAAGCUGCACUUGACAUUUCAUCCAAUUAAAGUUACCAUCAAUAAAAGCUCCAUGAAUUAUAGGACAAUGAAUUGGUAACAGUUGUUAAGGAGACAAUUUCGUUUUGACAACUGGAAACUCAACUUGUUUUGAGUCGAAACGGAGCAAUCUUCGUUUUAAUAAGCUCACUUAUGUCUCCAUCUAAAUGGGAACCCAUUCAUAAUUGGUGAGCGUUACAUUGGCAAGUUCUUUUGGCCAAAAAUCUCAUGAAAAUGUAUAUUUUUAACAGUUUUUUGGCAAAAAAUGUGGUGCUGCCCUACAUGGACAUGAUAAGAAAACGCAUGAUUGGAAGUGUGGCAAGUAUACGGUGGCACGGAACAUCGGUGACUAGACAGUUGAUUCAUCAUUAAGCCAAAUGAUCGGGGUGCAAUUGGGCACUUUGUCUAGAAACUCAAAUACCUGAGUUCGAUCAUGAUUCCCUAUCACGACUAACAGCAGUGGCGAGUGGCACUCCGAUGUGUUUUCUGGCUGUUCAGCGAAAACCUACCGAUCAGUAUUUUAUAUAUGAAAAAAAAACGCAUUUGUCAAUAACUCUGCCUUGAAAAUAUAUAAUAGGCGACGUUGUGGGCAAUGGCCUUUCAUAGAGAAGCCAGAGCGAUUUGAGUGGAUAAUAAUACGAGUUGGAGGCUGCCACUGCUAAGAUCAGUGGCACGCGAUAUCUGAACAAAAUCUGGGGUGCUCACUCUCCUUCAAACCCUCACUGACCAGUGUGGUGAAGUAUGGUCAAAUGACUCCUGUCACUGAGACGGACGGCAUGGGUUUAAGGGCCUGCAACCUAGCAGUGGAUUGACAAGGCGCUGUCUAUAAAUUAAAUGAAUAACCUGUUUUAUUACUUAAAAAAAACGUAGAGUGUGGUGCAUGCAGUCCAGAGAGACUUGAGUAGGGUUUAUUCAUCUUGGAAAGCCUGCGACUUUACAAGCGUGGCGUCCGAACAAAACAAACGAGCUUUGUGCGCUCCCAGCGGUCGGAUUCCAUGCAGGUAAUUUAAGAAGGGAAAGCGACAGCAGAAGCAGCAGCGGCAGAAUUUGCCGCGUGUCUUCUUCCUUCGCCUGCAUGCAAUUGGUGGGAUGGGCAGCACCCCCCGGAAGAAAAAAACCCCUCCAAUAGCGACCAAGUCGGCAAGCAAGCAAAGCGGCAAGGGCUCUGCGAAACCCUCCAAACUCACCCAACCGGUCGGGUUCCCAUAGGAACCGGGCAGCUAGAAAAGAAUGCGCACGGGAAGGGUGCCCGAAGAUACAAAGGCGGUGUUUUUUUAAAAAUAAAAAUAAACCCGGGCUGCGGUCACGCUGCGGCAACCAAACUGGGCUCCGUCGAAGGCCUCUCGGUGUGCUGUGAAGAAAGGCCAUUGGGCCGAAACGUCGCCUAUUGAAUACUUUAUCUUGCAGGGUUGUUGUUAUUUGUGCGGCACACUGUCAACGGCGGCAGUAUUCGCCGAAUAGCAAACUUAUUUUAAGACUGUAACAAACCGGUCAAGCGUGUGCGGGGUGCGCGCGCCCGCCGUGUGUGGCAGUCGACUGUCAAUCCCACGGCUCACGCGCUCGCCACACCUGCGUGGCACGGGAGUCACCUGCGUGGCACGGGGAUCACCUGCGUGGCACGGGGAUCACCUGCGUGGCACGGGGGUCACCUGCGUGGCACGGGAGUCACCUGCGCGGCACGGGGGCCACCGGCGCGGCACGGGGGCCACCGGCGCGGCACGGGGGUCACUUGCGUGGCACGGGAGUCACCGGCGUGGCACGGGAGUCACCUGCGUGGCACGGGGGUCACCUGCGUGGCACGGGAGUCACCUGCGUGGCACGGAGGUCACCUGCGUGGCACACGGGGUCACCUGCGUGGCACGGGGGUCACCUGCGUGGCACGGGGGUCACCUGCGUGGCACGGGAGUCACCUGCGUGGCACGGGGGCCACCGGCGCGGCACGGGGGUCACCUGCGCCAGGUGUGGCGGCGAUGUUGUCCGCGUGGCUGUGCGUGCGGCCCGGGAGGACCUGGCGCCUGUGUCUGGCGCUGGCGGUGCUCGGCGCGGCCCUGCAGACACACACGGGAAGGGCUGUGGAAGAUGCCUGCCACCAAUGCAGGGCUGGAGGAGGAGAGGCAGGCCGUGGUGAGGUGGAAGAAUGAGGUGGAACGAGGAACGGUGCACGUGACGAGGGAAUUGGCACAUAAUAGCGGUCGUGUACGUGUGGCUUGCCUUGCCGGCCCAGACCCCCUCUGUGCGGCCAGGCAGCCAGAGCCCUGCAGCUUCACUCAACCCAAGGGGACCCCGAAUGGAGACCCCGGGAAUGGGAGCGCCCUGGCGGAUGGACACGGCUCCCGCAUCUCACGCGCGCACGGCUGAAUGGCAGCACUGCGGGGAGCUAGGGAUAGGCGGUCCAGAUCCCCUCGAGUCCCCCUGGCCCCAGGCCCGCUGCCGGCCCCGGGAAACGACCCCCGAGGUGUGCGAGGUCCUCCGGGAACUCUUCAAUAACAAGACUCCUGCGUCGUGUCACCACCAGCGCAGGCGCGACAUCUGUGAGCUGCACAACGCCUCUUCCACCUCGCCGCACGUAGUGUGCGCCGACGGCUUAUGCAGCCGUAGCACCCCGGUGUCGCUCGGGCUGUAUCGCGAGGCCGCAGCCGCCUACCGCUGGUUGGACUUCGAGGUGGCCACGCAGGUGGCGGCCUUCAUCAACGCUGACCUCCUGCCCCGAGGCCACGGGGCUCCCCACCCGGGCUUCUGCCUCCUGCGCUGCGUGACUGCCAGAGACAGGCGGCAGAUCACACAGUUGCUCAUCCUCCCGCCGGCCCUGCGGCGAGCCCCAAGGAAGACAGCGGACAACGAGGACCAGGAGGACAAGGGGAAGGAGGAGAAAGACGCAGAAGGGGAGAGUGAUUCAGAGGAGGAGGCUGUUGCUGGAGAGAGUGUUAAUAACACCGAUGCAGGAGAGAGACUGACAGAAUCGGGCGAUGUGCCUGGUCGGCCGCCCGCUGUUAUCAGUGUGAACGUGCUGCUGCUGGACUCCGUGUCCCGGCACCACUUCUACCGCUCGCUACCCAAGACCGUGGCGGAAUUCCGACGCCUGAAUGAGCAUGGCUUCAAGCGAGGUGGCAGGGUGCUCGACUUCCAGCUCCUGCAGGGCAUCAAGAGCCGCACCCAGGAGUCCCUGCAGGCGCUACUGGCCGGGGAUGUUAAUGAGGCAGCGGGGGCCGACGCCACCGUGCGCUCCGAGCGCGUUUUCCGGCACUACAAGUGGCGUGGCUACGAGACGCUGUACCUCGAGGACAUGUGCUGGCUCUGGGACUGGGGGCUCGUCCGGGAGCUCGGCGUGCGGCCACCUGGGCCCGACACGGUGCGGCGCAGGCGGCGGCGCUUCCGGAAGGCGCUGACCCGGGCUGGCAUCGACAGGGUCGACGUCUCCUACAGCAGCUGCGUCGUGCUGGCCGAGAACGGCGUGCGUGACGUAUUCCACGGCCCCGACGCCGUCUGCUUCAAUGGACUCCACCAUCACGCCUACCUGCUGCGCUAUGUGACCUACUUCGUGGCGAGCUUCGCGGCACUCGGCCGCCCGGCGCUGAGCUUUACGAUCCUGGACACGGCGCACGAGGACACGGGCCUACGCCUGCAGGGCCUGGACGCCGACCUGGCGGAGCACGUGCGCUUCCUCGCGCGCCCCGACAGUACCACCUUCUCGCUCAUCCUGGCUGACCACGGCAACACGUACGGCCGCCUGGAGGAGAGCUUGCCUGCCCAGGCAUGGCUGGAGACCUUCCAGCCAGCGUUUUUUGCAGUGGUGCCCGACGCCGUGGCACAGGAGCUGGGAGCCGAUGCGAUGCGCGCCCUGGGCGUGAACCAGCGUAGGUUGGUCAGCCUGCUGGAUGUCCACCAAACCCUGCGGGCUCUCGCCGAGCACCCGUCCGUGCCAGCUGACGCAGGCGACCUGAGACUCCAGCAGCGCCAUGGCAUCAACAGGGACGGCCUUUUGAGUGCCGUGCCCGCGGGCAGGACGUGUGAAGAUGUACCGAGGAUCCAACCAAACGUGUGCAUCUGCCGCAGCGACCAGGGUCCGCAGCACAAUGACUCCUACUUCGCCAUGUUCGCCGAGGUCGCCUUGAUGCGCAUGAAUGAGAUUCUGUUUGCACAGCAGCAGCAGGUUGACCCUUGGAGCCCUGGUCAAACUGUUCCAGGCUUGUGCCAGAGGCUGGUCGCUCUCUGGUUCGACAAUGUCCAAACCGAGCAAGGGUCAGCGAGUGAGGUAGACGUAAGUGGGGACAGCAAUUCCCUCACCGACGCAAUGGUCAGGAUGGACAUUUACGUGCGGCCGGGCCUGUCCAAUGGUCUGCCAGUGACAUCUCAUGAGAAAUUUGCAGUGUCCGUUUGGCUGACGCCAGGUGGCGGUGCAGCCGUGCGCUACGAGCGUCUCACGCCAUUCAGCCGCUACGCGCAAUGCGCGCACCCGAGGGUAGACCCCCGCCUGUGCGUGUGCGACUCUCAUCGUCAUGAUCCGUCCCAUUUCCCCAAACCAUCCCUGGCUGCUGCUGCUGCUGCUUCUCUAGAGUUGAUGGCAGAGGACAUGUUGAGUGCUCAUACAGAGAGGACAGCGUGUGCUGGUGGUGGGUGCUUGUGCCUGUUUAAGAGGCAGCGCGUUUCCGGUGUGGCCCUGGAGGUGGUUAACGCUUGCAAGCUCCCUUACGCCCUCUCGCUGAGCGUGGAGGUGCAGAACUUGGUGGUGGUGGCGGCAGAGGCUGGAGUGGCUCUCACCACGGAGCCCCGAGCGAGCGGCCAAGUGCCUGUGCCGCCAGGCGCGGUACGCACCUUGCUGGUGGCGGUGCAGGGAGACCGAGACCGCUCGUGGCAGUACAAGUACAACAUCAGUUACGUGGCACUGGGAGCCACGUGAAUGUUGAUGCAAUGAUCAUGCACAACCGUAUGACGCUACAAUGCACGGGGCCUUGUUUGCAUCUUGGUAAAGAUUAUUUUUGGGCAGAAAAAUGUACAUAUGUCUCCACCAUCAACAAUUAGGCUAAUGAUGAUGGUUCAUGUGUUAUAGCCAUUACAUCAUGAUCUGAUUCCAGCUCAUAAGCUUGAAUUACUUAUAGACUUGCAGGGGUCCCAUAGUUUAACACUCGACCGACACAUUUUAAUUGUACCAAUACACCUGCUCAGGACCCACAAUAACAUAACCAGAAAUCUUACAUUGGUCCUACAUUGGUCCUACAUUGGACCCACUGAUUUAUAUAGGGCCUUUUUUAUAUAUUUUUUUAUAAAUGACAGCACUCAUACUUUAGUUGUUGGAUAAAUACAUGACAGUUAUACUUUGACAAUGUAAUUUACAGCUAAUUUAUUCUGAACAAUUUUCAAGUGUAAUUAAAUGUGCAAUAUUUAUUGAACUUCAUGGAAAAAAAUCAAUCCUGAUCUUUUAUCCCUCCAGCACUACACACACAUGAGUGUAUAGAAAGGGCACUAAUACUCUAAUAACAUUAAUAAUGAUGUUUAUUUAUUGGGUAAAUUAUAUUUUUCUGGAGAAUCCUAGCUUGAGAUGUUUGACAAAUUGUGUUAAUGAGUCUUUGGCAUGUGGGAGAAAACCAGAGAACCUGGAGAAAUCCCACACGUGCAGUGAGGUAACUUGGCUGUCCACAGAUUCAAAUUUGUAUUCUGUACUGCAAUCUGCGCUCCACAUUGCAACUUAAACCAACAACAACGUCUGGUAUUCCCAGCCAUUCUCCCAUGCAAGUACCAACCAGGCUUAACUCUGCUUAGAUGUGGACAUCUUUACAAUCAACUCGCUGUUCAUGGGUUUAGUGCUCUUAACAUUCCCCAAGUUUCAAUAAAAAUGUAUUUGCUGUAAG
Molecule: messenger RNA, 7410 nt
Organism: Petromyzon marinus (sea lamprey)
Lineage: Eukaryota; Metazoa; Chordata; Hyperoartia; Petromyzontiformes; Petromyzontidae
Source: RefSeq, a predicted model, not a curated record